Nezara viridula (southern green stink bug) is the source of this 2234-nucleotide messenger RNA. NCBI's taxonomy places the organism in Eukaryota, Metazoa, Arthropoda, Insecta, Hemiptera, Pentatomidae. The record is from the annotation of a GenBank genome assembly.
CUGGCAUCUACUAUUUUGAACUAGAACCACGUUCUUCAUACUCAAGAUAAUAAAAAUCAUAUUUAUUUCUGCUAGUACAAGUAGAAUGGUGACGCUCACCUGGCCAGGCAGGAGGAAAAGAGAAAAGGCAACAGAUAAGAGAUUAGAUUAGACGACUCAAUAAAAAGAUUCGGUAACGGCAGGUGCGAUAAACAUGGUCAGUGCCUGGGACGUGGUGAAGCCCGUCUUCAUAUCAACCCUGGCCAGCGGGCUGGUCAACUCCGCCGUGCCCAACCUCAUCGCCCAGAAGGUAUGCAGUCCUCGAGGAGUGCCUUCGGACAUCAAUGGCUUCAUCUGUCAUGACGAAGAGCUGGUCGCACUGGCCACUGAGAUCGCUACGACGAGGAACAUAGUGAGAUCAGUCUGCUCGGGGAUAUCAGUGGGAUUGUUCGGAGCCUGGAGGGACGCCAGAGGCCGAAGCAAUCCUCUGCUGUACAGUGGCGUGGUCGCUGAAGUUGUAGCUGCGGCAGCCUAUAUCUUCGCCUCCUUGAGCUGGUCUUCGUCGGCCUGGAUCUCGACCAUGAUCGAGGCAGCUGUCGGGGGUAUCUUCGGCCAGGAGAUCCUGAAGUUGGGCGCCAACUGCUUAGUCAUCAGCAACACCGCUCCGAAGGAAAGGAUAGUCAAAUUGCAGCUCUACUUCGUAUCCAUCGCCCUCGGGAUCAUCGUAGCAGACAGCAUCAGUGGCGUACUCCUCACUUCGAUCGGCUUCGAAUGGUACUUCUUCGUUCCAGUCGCGCUGCAAGCAGUAGCAGUCAUCCUUCUCUUCUACUUCGUCAAAGAGCCGAGGUGUGCAGAUAGUGGGCGAGGGCUGGCUGAGACUUUCGAACGCCUUCGUGAUCUGUUCACUCCAAGGACUAACAUCGGUGUCAUAUGGCUGAUGCUGAUCUGCAAUGCUCUAGUUAGCUCUUAUAUAUCAGCUGAAGGCAGCGUAUUAGUCUACUUCACGCAACAAGCGUUCGGCUUCACCGUCAAUCAGUCGACCAUCUACAUAACCUAUCACACUGUCAUCUGCGGCGUAGGAGCUAUAGCGAUACCGAUAUUACUCAGAAGACUCUUCAACUGGCGCGGCUUCAAGAUCGGCAUAUCAAGUUCUCUGAUGACUGCAGUGUCUUCUUUAGCUUUAGCGUUUGUUAAGACAAUUGUGGAACUGUAUUUGGUCUCAUUGUUGGAUAUGCUGAAAUAUGUCACAUUGGCCAUACCUCAAUUCAUCCUCGGCACCUGCGUGAGGAACGAGGAAUUAGGUCUGUUCCUAGGAUUCGGGUCAAUAGUGAGUAUUGGACUACCUUUCGCAGCCAAUUAUCUUUACAAAUAUACCUUCUCCUAUUAUCAACAGACAUGGCCUGGAGCUAUCUAUUUCAUCAGUGCCGGAGCUAACUUGAUCGCAAUGCUUUUCUUGUGUAUUGGAUAUUUUAUGUACACUCCUGAAAAUGUAGUUGAUGAGGAAAGCCCAACAAAUGAAGAUGAUGAUGUUACAGAAUCAACUUAUCCCAGGAACGGUGUCAGUUAAAUGAAUGAUAAACAUUUAAAUUGCUUCAUAUACUCUCCAAGUGUGAGAAUAAAAUACGAACAUAUGUUUUUUAUUCUUCAGUAUUUAUUAUUAUAUGAAACUUACAUAAAAUUAUUUGUAAUCUUUCAAGUGAUAAGCUUGUAUUUUAAAUAAUUAUAUAAUUCUAAAAAUAUGGGUUAAUUUAAUGAUCUGAUCUAACAAAAAUAAUAAUGCUAAGUACAGUUAUACAUUUCGCUAUAAAUCGGUAAUUUUAGUGUUUUGAUAUCCUAAAGCACAUCAGCUAUCAGGCCAAACCAUUUAAAAUGAUGGGUUGACCUACCAGUUAAAUGUGUUGGUGGAAACAAUCCAGGUAUUUCUAUAUGGAACCUAUCCCAUUUUCAAUGUUAUUUUCUAACAAAACUAUUUUUGUUGUGUCUCUUUCAUUCUGGAUAUGCAGUAUGUAUAUGUUUUUAUGUUGUCAAAUUAUUCUUUACCAUUAUAAAACAUGUAACAAAGCAAGAGUUUUCAAGAAUUAUCAAACUAAUUUAUAAAUAUUUGUUGUUGGCUUCUUAUCUAAUAACUUGAUGUAUAGUUAUAUGUUUCUAGUUUUAUAUUUAUAGCUGUAUCAUAUGAAUGUAAAAUAAUUAAAUUAUUACUACUACACAUCCAGCAGAUUUUAUUAUUUAGAUAAUCCUUACCUCUAUCAGGU